This is a messenger RNA of Drosophila navojoa, 492 nucleotides long. Its product is annotated as mitochondrial import receptor subunit TOM20 homolog B-like. Lineage: Eukaryota; Metazoa; Arthropoda; Insecta; Diptera; Drosophilidae. The record is from RefSeq and is a predicted model, not a curated record.
AUGGUCGAGUUGAGUGGACAGACGGUAACUUUCUUUGGUCUAGCAGCACUCGUGUUUGUAAGUUAUUGUAUUUACUUCGAUCACAAACGGCGCACAGAUCCACAGUACAAGCGGCUUGUGCACGAACGACGCCAGCGCCGACUGCAAAAAAACACCCUACGUAAGUCCCCGCUGAGCGCUGAGGUGGUCGAAUACUUUUUGCGGCAGGUGUAUCUGGGAGAGACCUGCGUACGCAGCAAGGAUUGGGACAGUGCUGUCCACUAUUUCGUCAACGCGAUCACGUUAUGUGCCGAUCCGAACAUAUUGCUAUGCAAACUGCAAACGGCGGUGCCUGUCGAGCUCUAUGAUAAUAUCAUAGCCAAAGUUCGCCUGCUUGUCAGCACGUCCGACCAACAACCACGGGGCCAGCUCUCGAGCUCAGCAAGUCACGCGGAAUCAACAGAGUCCUGCCGGACGUGUGCCACAUGUUCGAGCGAGCUCCACUCAGAUUAG